AUGACUGAGCUGGCUUUACAGGCCAGGGGUCAAUGGAAAGCCCUCACUCUUGAGAUGUCAGUUCAUAAGACAAAGGGAUUUGUACCUGUGGUCAUGCAAACGCCAAGUGUCUCCUUAGAUGCUGCUAACUCUCAGCACUCUGCAGUCUCCACAAGUCAAUGUUCUGCCUGGGGUCACUUCCAUUUUCAGACAUUUGACCAAGUAAAAUUUGACUUCCCUGGAACUUGCCAUUAUAUUUUUGCUUCACAUUGUAAAGACAAUUAUCAAGACUUCAAGAUCCAGAUUACAAGGAGCACCCAGAAUAGGAUUAUUAUCUAUUUCACUGCCACCAUCGAUGGAGUACUUCUGGAGGUGAAAGAAUCAGGCAUCACAGUAGAUGGAAGCAAAAUUUCUCUGCCCUUCAGCUUGAAGAGUGUUCUAAUAGAAGACAUUUACCCUUACUUCCAAAUCAGCUCCAAGUUAGGCCUGUCUCUCCGGUGGAAUUGGGGUGACACUCUCCUGAUGGAUUUAGAAGAUGCAUACAGGGGGAAAACAUGUGGAUUAUGUGGGAACUACGAUGGCGAUGGAAGGAAUGAUUUGCUCCUACAUAGCUUUCCACUAUCCCCAUGGCAGUUUGGAAACCUUCAGAAAGUAGAUGAUCCAGCACGGAAGUGUCCCGAUGUACUUGGAGACAGCAGAAAGAACCAAGGCAAAUCUCACCUGCACCAGCAGUGUAAAAGUAGAUAUAAAUCUAAGUGCAAGCGAGUCCUGUCCCACUUUGGGAACUGUUCUAGGGUUGUCGCCAUUGGUUAUUACAUAAGCAGCUGUACUGAAGACAUGUGCAGCUGUCCCGAGAACGCUUCCCAUUUGGACUUGGUUGCAAGCUGUGUGUGCAGCACUUUCGGCCAGUACUCCCGAGACUGCAUCCUCAAGGGGGGCAACCCUGGAAAAUGGAGAUCCAAAGGACUCUGUUUCCAGCAAUGCCCCAACAACCUGGAAUAUACGGAAUGUGGAAACGCCUGUGUUGACACGUGCUUCAAUCCAGAGAGGAGCAAAAGUUGUACAGCUCCAUGUACUGAUGGCUGCUUUUGCCCCAAGGGAAGUAUUCUUGAUGAUAUCAGUGGCAGAAGUUGCAUCGCGACUGACCGCUGCCCGUGCACCUUUCAAGGCAACAUCUAUGCAGCUGGAGACUCCUACUCCACCCCCUGCCAAAACUGUACCUGCACUGGGGGAAAAUGGUCUUGCUUAUUGCUCCCUUGUUCUGGAAACUGUAAGAUAGAAGGAGGAUGUCACAUAACUACAUUUGAUAAGAAACAAUUCAUGUUUCAUGGCAACUGCCACUAUGUCUUAGCUAAGGACACAGAGGGCGCUUGGGUGGUCAUUGGAGAGAUUGUUCAGUGCAGCAUUUCAAACACGACGACUUGCCUGAAGAACGUCUUAAUCACUUUAGAAGCCAUGGUAAUAAGGAUCUCUUCCUCUGGAAAAGUCUAUGUUGAUAAUGUCAUUGCAGUAUUGCCUGUAACUAAAGAUGGCAUCAUUCUCUUCAGACCAUCUACAUUCUACGUCAACAUCAUCACUUCUUUACGGGUAGAAAUCCAAGUGCAGCUGACACCCAUUAUGCAGAUUUUCAUAACAGUAGAUCAAACUUACCAAAAUCACGUUUCUGGCCUUUGUGGAAAUUUCAACAAUGUAGAGAUGGAUGAGUUUCAAACCAUCAGUGGGAUUAUAGAAGAUUCUGCUUCUGCAUUUGGGAACUCAUGGAAGACUAUGGCCAGCUGUGCUGACGUUCGGGACAGCUUUGAGGAUCCUUGUCAGAACCACGUAGAGAGAGAAAAAAUAGGGCAGCGUUGGUGUGCCCUUCUUCUGGACACCAAUGGGGGUUUUGCUCCAUGUCAUUCGGUCAGUGACCCUGCUCCUUAUGCCAAGAACUGCCUUUACGACACCUGUAACGCCGAGAAGAGCAAGGAGGCCCUGUGCGGUGCAUUCUCUGCCUACGCCAGGGAUUGUGCUGCAAGAGGAAUACGCCUGAAUGGAUGGAGAAACGGCAUCUGCGAUGUCUCCACGGAGUGCCCUGGAACUAUGAAGUACUACUCUGAAGUGCAGUUCUGUAACAGAUCUUGCCGCUCACUGUCGGAGCCCGAUGUGCUGUGUAAUCUUCAGAUCGCUCCUGCAGAGGGCUGUGGCUGCCCGGAGGGGACCUACCUCGUGCACGAAGAAGAGUGUGUUGCUCUGGUGAACUGCCCGUGUUACUACCAAGACCUGCUGAUCCAGCCUGGGAAUUCAUUCCAAAAGGACGGGACCAUGUGCAAAUGUAUUCAAGGACAACUGGAUUGCACUGGAAACAAAGAAACUAGGAAAGAUUGCCCUCCUCCUAUGUACUUCGUUGACUGCGGCAUUGCUGGCUCAAACGCACGGGGAUCAGAAUGUCAGAAAAGUUGUAAGACGCAAGACAUGCAAUGUCACGCUACAGGAUGCGUCUCUGGAUGCGUGUGUCCCGAUGGACUGGUGUCUGAUGGUAAUGGCAAGUGUAUUAAGGAGGAGCAAUGCCCCUGUAGCUAUGGAGGAAAUUUCUAUAGUCCCGGCACGUACAUCAAAGUCAACUGUAAUACAUGCACAUGCCAGAAGAGACAGUGGGACUGUACAGAGAACGCCUGUCCGGGAACAUGCACCGUGUACGGACAUGGACACUACCUCAGCUUUGAUGGAGUAAAAUUUGACUUCACAGGAGGCUGUGAUUACAUCCUAGCCCAGGACUUCUGCCCCAAUAAUCUCCAACCAGGUACCUUCCAAAUUCUGAUGCAAAAUACCGCAUGCAGUAAAUCCCUGACAGUUUGUUCCUUGAAAAUCAGAAUAAUCUUGGAGGACAGUGAAAUCAGACUGCGGGAAGGGAAAAUAGAAGAGAUAAGCAGUAAGCCGGACACUGAAAAAAACUAUGACAUUUAUCUCGUGGGGAUGCAUAUUGCAAUUGAAGCCUUCCAUGGAGUGACCUUCCUGUGGGAUGGGAAGACCACGGUGGUUGUGCAAGCGGCACCCUCCUUUCAGGGCAGACUUUGUGGCCUUUGUGGAGAUUUUGACAACCGCGCCGGCAAUGACUUUGCCACUCGAGGGCAGUCUCUGGAGAUGCAUGCGCAGGCCUUUGGGAGUGGCUGGCAAGUCACCCCCGGCUGUUCAGACAGAAACCAGGGGGAUCCGUGUGCACAGCAAGCUUUCAAGAUCAGACUGGGCCAAAAGCACUGUAGUAUUAUCAAAAGCACAGUUUUUGCACCUUGCCACAGUAAGAUCAAUCCAACCCCAUACUAUGAAUCCUGUGUGUCCGAUUUCUGCGGCUGCGACAGCGUGAGCGACUGUGAGCGCUUUUGUACAGCCGUAGCUGCUUAUUCAUGGACUUGCAGCAGAGCCGGCAUCUGCAUUAACUGGAGAAGUCAGAAGAACUGUCCUGUGUCCUGCGACGAUUCCAAUGCAGCCGGCAAACAAGUAUGGCGUUACAAACCAUGUGGAGAACCUUGCUUCAGGACUUGCAGGAACCCUGCAGGAAAAUGUGAUAAGCUGCUCUACAGUCUGGAAGGCUGCUACCCAGAAUGCAAUGGGGAGAAGCCGUAUUAUGAUGAAGAAAAAAGAGAAUGCGUCUCAGGGCUAGAGUGCACCUCAUGUGAUCCAGAAGAAAAACUCUGCUUGAACCACUCAAAUGAAUGCCUUUGUUGCUACAAUAAGAAGACAUAUGCCGUAAAUGAAAUAGUAUACAGCCAAACAGCUGGAGAUGUGUGCACAGUACUGUUUUGUGGUCCUGGUGGGAACUUCAUUCAGAUACUCACCCUGUGUGAUACUCCUCUGAAAGAUGUUCUUCAUGCUGGGAAACAAGAGGAUGCCUUGGAAGUUGCACCCCAAGAAGAAGCUGCUGAUCCACCUCCAGUUCCGAGAGCAGGCAACAGCCAAUAUAUCACAAAGGAGGCUCCAGGUUGGUGUAUUUAUGCCCUUUGUAAUGCAUCAUGCCAGACUGAAUUCAGCUAUGGAGAAUGUCUCUCAUUCUCGACGGAUACUACCCCAAGCAAAAUUGUGGUGGCCUCCAGCAGACCUUGCAAGGUGAAUGUUCAGGACUGUGAGAAGAAGCCCCCUCCCUAUUCUGGAGUUAAUGUUCUUCCGGCACUUGCUCCUGGGGGAGAUUGCACAGAUCUCAUCCCACCUAGAAAGGCUCAAGAAUUAUGGAAAUUUGGGAGCUGCCAAAUGGCUACUUGCUUAGGUGGAAAACACAUCCAUGUAUCUGAUGUGCGCUGCCCUCCUCCAAAGAUUCAAUCCUGUGUUAAUGGAUUGCCACCUGUAAAAAGGCAGGACGCACCUGGAUGCUGUGAAGCUUUGGAGUGUCAGUGUGCCUGCAAUGGAUGGGGAAAUCAACAUUAUAUAACUUUUGAUGGGUCGUAUUAUAAUUUCCGUGGGAAUUGUACCUAUCUCCUGAUGAAACCAAUCAGACCUGAUGCUUGGAACUUCUGGAUUUACAUGGACAAUCAUUAUUGUGCUCCAUCAUAUAGAGCUAUUUGCUCUAUGGCCCUUUUCAUAUUUUACAAUCACUCCAUAGUCAUUUUGACACAAGGAGCUGAAAAUGGAAAAGAAGGCAACCUGGUUCUGUAUAACAAUAAAGAAAUCAUUCCACCUUUUUCAAUGGAUGGCUUUGAUAUCACCGCUUCGGGCCCAUUUGUGAUGGUUAAAAUACCUGAAACUGGACUUCACAUCACAUACACUCACCUUGCUUUUUAUCUAAAUGUGCCUUUUAGCACGUUUUAUAACAAUACUGAAGGACAAUGCGGUACAUGCACCAAUGAAAGGGGGGACGAUGCAUUGAAAAGGAACGGCAGAAUUGCAAAUUCUCUCACAGAGAUGGCAAAGGACUGGAAAGUGAUGGACCUCUUCACUAGAUACUGCAGUUCAGAACAACACCGGACUCAGGCUGAACGGCCACCAUCCAAAAUAACCACCUGCAGGGCUCCUCCGCUAUGUCAACUCAUCUGGAACUUCACUGCUUGUCACAAUGCCGUCCCCCCACAACCUUACUAUGAUGCCUGCGUUGCGGAUGGAUGCGCCUCCUCGCCAGAGCAGCACACGGAAUGUGGGAGUCUCUGGGCCUAUGCAGCCCUGUGUGGGUUUCACGGGAUCUGUGUGGACUGGAGAAGCAAAGCCAGCAAGAAAUGCGAAUUCGCAUGCUCUCCAGACCAGAUCUAUAAACCCUGUGCCACGGUGGAAAGGCUGACUUGCUCUAGCGGAAAAAAUGAUGCCCGCACCACACCAACACAAAGGGAUAUGAUUCCAGAAGUACUUUUGGAAGGAUGCUUCUGCCCUGAUGGGAUGAUCCAGUUGAAUCAUUAUGAUAGCAUUUGUGUUCCUGUCUGUGGCUGCAGAGGACCAGAUGGAGCACUGAGGCAGCCAGGAGAGACCUGGGAAAAAGAUUGUCAGGUCUGCACUUGCAGCACAGAGAUGCUGGAAAUUUAUUGUUCACCCCACAUUUGUGCCAAGUCUCAACCAAUCACUUGCACGAAGGAAGGAUUUGCCCCAGUAGUGCGGACCCAGUCAGAAGAUCCUUGCUGUACAGAAGUAGCGUGCGAAUGCGAUGCAAGGUCUUGCCGUCUGACCACAAGGACAUGCAGCCCAGGCUUCCAGAUGGUAACCGACACUUCUGAAGGAGAGUGCUGCCCUGUUUAUUCCUGUAGACCCAAACAUGUCUGUGUAUCUCAAGGGACUGAGUACCAGCCUGGCUCAUUGGUGCCUUCCAAUUCUUGCGAGGAAUGCCUCUGUACUGACACGCAGGAUCCUGCCACCGACGUCAACCAAAUUACAUGCACACCAGUGAAGUGUUCUGCUCAGUGCCAGCAGCCAUCAUCUUCUUGCACUCAGGGUUUCCGCUACAUCCAAGAAGAAGGGAAGUGCUGUGGCGCAUGUGUGCAGGUGGCAUGCGUGGCAAAGCUUUCUUCUGGAACAGUGGCAAUUGAGGUUGGGGAGACCUACAAAGAUCCAAAGGAUAACUGUACGCAGUAUCGAUGCACCAGGUCAUCAGAUCAGUUUGUUCUGAGUCAUGCAGUAAUUCCGUGUCAGGCAUUUGAUCCAUCAAACUGUGUCCCAGGAACCAUUCGAACUACUCCAGAUGGAUGCUGUGAGACCUGUGCCCUCUUGUCUCAUGACUGUGGAAUUAAGUUGAAGAACCAACACAUUAUUUAUAAUUCAUGCAAAUCAGCCUUUCCUAUCAUGGUCCCAUCCUGCAAAGGAUCCUGUAACACCUACUCUGUGUAUUCCUUUGUCACUCACAAAAUGGAGCAUGGAUGCACAUGUUGCCGUGCUACAAAAUACCAUGAAGUGAGGGUGGAUCUGAUUUGCAGUAGAAGAAAACGGAUCAAGUACACGUAUCUUCAUGUAGAUGAGUGUGGCUGUGUGGACACCAUAUGUGCAAAAUAG
Molecule: messenger RNA, 6414 nt
Organism: Varanus komodoensis (Komodo dragon)
Lineage: Eukaryota; Metazoa; Chordata; Lepidosauria; Squamata; Varanidae
Product: mucin-5B-like
Exons: 47
Coding region: 1-6414 (2137 amino acids)
Cellular component (GO): extracellular matrix
Molecular function (GO): protein binding
Source: RefSeq, a predicted model, not a curated record